Platichthys flesus (European flounder) is the source of this 7077-nucleotide messenger RNA. It is a transcript of the gene sash1a, whose product is annotated as SAM and SH3 domain containing 1a. Gene Ontology annotation, molecular function: protein binding. Lineage: Eukaryota; Metazoa; Chordata; Actinopteri; Pleuronectiformes; Pleuronectidae. The record is from RefSeq and is a predicted model, not a curated record.
GUGCGUGCGCUUUUGUUUUCGCACCAACUUUGGCCAAGUCGCAGCGGACCCGGCGACCUGGUGGGUGCCCCCCCCCACGACUGCGUGACAAGUUGGGAGAAGGUGGCGGAGGAAAGAGCAGCACUCGCAUCUCUAUUUCUAAAAUUGGUACAGGGAGAUUUUGGGGUGGAGGGGGCGUGGACGGCGGAGAGGAGCGGCGGCGGCGAACAUGUUGGCUUUUGGCUGCGGUUCCAGUGUAGUGAUGUGCCGGCUGGAAGAGGAACCGAGCGACGCGUAGAGGACGUGGACUGAGCGGCUGGACGCGGAACGCAUUCCUCGGCUUUCUGUCAUUUUUAAAGCCCUCUUGUGUUUUUUAUACGUGGAUGUAUUUCUUCAACGCGCUGAAGGAGAUUUGAAGGAAGGAGCAGGAGCCUUGGAGCGGGUUAUCAAGACGCAGCAGCUGCCGUGCGUAACACACCAGAUCUGCUCCGUGCUCAUUUGAAUGAGAAUAGUUGGCUUUCAGUUUUGUUUGAGGAAGCCUAAUUGCUGGAAGUGAGCGCGCAUGGUAAACUGCUGUCCGUGCGUAAAAUCGAUGUUUUGAUGACAUUUGGGAUUUGAAAGCUGCAGCAAGUGAAAGUGAGGUGAUCUCCAUGUGUCAAUACUGACAGGUGUUAUCAACCUUUCAUUCACUAGCGGGUCUGUUCGUGUAUUUAUCACAUCGCGGACUCGUUUGUAACCAAAGCUGCGCCAUGGAUCGUCCACGGUCUUGUUUAAUCCUGCAGUUUUAACACACGUUGAUGGGAACGACCUUAGGAUGCGUUUGAGGCGCCGAAUGGGAAAGUAACCAUCACUUCAGUGUCCUCUUGCCUCCCGAGUUGUAGCAGCCAAAAUGACAAGCAACGGACCUGUCAUCGUCUUCGAGUGGCUGAAGACCCUCCAGCUCGCCCAGUACGUCGAGGCGUUCGUGGAUAACGGAUACGACGACCUGGAGGUUUGCAAACAGAUAGGAGACCCCGACCUGGACGCCAUCGGCGUCUACAUCCCCCACCACCGGCAGAGGAUCCACGACGCGGUGAGGCGGCUGAAGGAGGACGCCAAAGACACGGCGAGCGCGCUCUACUUCACCCUGGAGCCGAUGCCACCCGCGGCCGAGAUUUAUACCAGUCACAUGGUGGACCAGUACGAGUCCAAACUGCGCGGGUCCAAGUCCUGGACCGAGCCCAACAGCGACCGGGUCGGGCGCACAGGGGGCUACAUGGGCGCGCAGCGGAACCUGACGCUGGGCAACAGGAGGGAGCUGGUGAUUUACCCCAAGCUGAAGCUGAAGAUCAUGAUCAGGGAUAAACUCAUCAGAGAUGGCAUCAACCUGGCCAAGCCGCCCUAUUCUAAUAAGGAUGGUUCUCUGGGCAACAUAGAUGACCUUGCACAAGAGUACUCUGAGUACUACAACACCUGCUUCGGUGACGUCAGCGAUCGUGUGGAGGAGCUGCGCAAACGACGAGUUUCCCAAGAGCUCGACAUGGAGAAACAGGACUCGAGCAGCACGUCCCUGCAGCUCCGUAAUGAAAUCCAGGAAUCAUUAGGCUUCAGCAGUGAGGUGUCGACUCCUGAAACAGACAGAAAAAUGUCGCUGCACAAGUCCAGCUCUGAAGAUGGAUCUGCAGGCAAAUGGGACAACAAGAAGAAGAACAAAUCUUUUUGGCAGAACUUCCGCAAGUCUCCGCAUAAACCCAGCAUGCGACAGACGUCCAAAGGAGAGGACAUCGGCUACGUGGCCAGCGAGAUCACCAUGAGCGACGAGGAGCGGAUCCAGCUGAUGAUGAUGGUGAAAGAGAAGAUGAUCACCGUGGAAGAGGCCCUAGCUCGGAUUUUCUGAAUCUGGACUCACCUCUCACCUGUGAGGACAACACAGCUCUGUACACGGGGGUCCUGAAGAAGCCUCCUCUGCCCCAGGAGGCCUCUCUGCCCUCCCUCACCCAGGAUCAGCUGUCUCUGGACGGAGACACGGACAGUCUGACCACCUCCCCUUCCUCCAGCAGCUUGGACACCUGGUCCGGACACAAGCUGGUCAAAACCUUCAAUAAGUCUUCCAGCAACCACGGUCUGAUCCGGCCCCCCAGGAGGACCCCGGUGGGCUCUGGCGUCCUGGGAGGUUCCAUCUCCGGCGUCGGAGGUAGCGGCUCUUCCUUCUCGGAGUUGGAUGGCUGUGGACUGGACGACGAGGGGAAACUGUCACGCUCCACGACCGACGGCGAGAUGCGGAAGGCCCUGAGCUCCAUCUCCCAUGGGAGAACGUGCAGCUUCGGAGGCUUCGACCUGACCAACCGCUCGCUCCACGUGCUCAACGCGGGCUCAGAGGUCAACAAUAAGGAACAAGAAGCUAUCUACAGAGAAGUGGUCAAAUCCCCCACGACGUCCCGGAUCUCGCUGGGCAAGAAGGUGAAGUCGGUGAAGGAGACGAUGAGGAAACGCAUGUCCAAGAAGUACAGCAGCUCCCUGUCCGAGCAGUCCAGUCUGGACGGAGCCCCCGGUUCCCCUCAGUCCCCCCAGCCCGACACCGACUCUCUGGAGAAGCCGAAGCUGAAGGCCGGCGGCUCGGUGGAAAGCCUGCGCAGUUCACUCAGCGGACAGAGCUCAAUGAGUGGUCAGACGGUGAGCACCACCGACUCAUCGGCCAGUAACAGAGAGAGCGUGAAGUCGGAAGAUGGCGACGACGAGGAGCCGCCGUACAGGGGGCCGUUCUGCGGUCGGGCCAGGGUCCACACUGACUUCACCCCCAGCCCCUAUGACUCCGACUCCCUCAAGCUGAAGCGCGGCGACGUGAUCGACAUCAUCAGCAAGCCGCCCAUGGGGACGUGGAUGGGCCUGCUCAACAACAAAGUGGGCACCUUCAAGUUCAUCUACGUGGACGUGCUGAGCGACGAGGAGGAGAAGCCCAAGAGGCCCGUGCGGAGGAGGAGGAAGGGCCGACCACCCAAGCCCACCUCGGUGGAGGACCUGCUGGAGCGCAUCAACCUCAAGGAGCACAUGCCCACGUUCCUGUUCAACGGCUACGAGGACCUGGACACGUUCAAGCUGCUCGAGGAGGAGGACCUGGACGAGCUGAACAUUAAAGACCCUCAGCACCGAGCCGUGCUGCUCACUGCUGUAGAGCUGCUGCAGGAGUACGACAGCAGCAGUGAUCCUGAGCGCAGCGGCCUGUCGGGCUCCCAGGAGAAGCUGCUCUCCGAGGGACUGGGCCUGGUGGGAGACUCCCCGCGGGACUCCGGCUGCUACGAGAGCAACGAGAACCUGGAGAAUGGUAAGAGCAGGAAGACGUCCCGCUCCAGUCGUUCCUCGGCGGGGCUCCAGUCUCCAGACUACCCCACCCUGCCCAUGACCCUUUCAACUGAGGCUCUGCAGCAGAACGGCAAGAACCAGCGCACAAAGUCCUCGAAGAGCUUCUUCAUCAAACCCUCCCUCAAGGGCUUCAACCUGCUGGGGCUGCGCAAGGCCCCCAGGCGGUCCCCGUUCCCAGCAAGCCGCAGCUGCGAGGACCUGGACGGACCCCCGCAGCCCACCGGACCCUGGAAACGCUCCCACUCACUGGGAGACCUGCACUGGGAGCAGACUUAUGAGCAGAAGAAGGAUCUGGGCGUGGAGGUUAAACCCCCUGUGGAGAGGCCCAAAUCAGACAGCAGUAACGCAACCAAGGUCUGCAGAGGGGAGGGGUCCCCAGCUCUGAAUGGGACUCCACCAGUGAGCCCUAAAGGAAGGGCUGAGAGACCACCCAUACCUUCCCAGCUGCCUCUCCGGCCCCCUUGUCCCACACCCCAGUCCCCUACUCACCCAGAGUCCUUCUCCAGUCCUACUCCCAGUCCCCCAUACUCCAGUGGGGAGAGGGUGAUCCGGACUCACCCCAAGAAGCCCCCUGUGCCACCUCCCGUUCCUGCCAAAAAGUCGAGGGAAAGACUCGCCAAUGGCCUCCGUCACGCCCCUCUCUCCCUGCCCUCCUCGCCGUCCCCCACUCCCUCCCCAACCCACUCCCUCACCCGCUCUCAUCCCAGCAGCCCCCAGAUCCGAAGUAGCAGCAGCAGCCCCUGCCCCCCCGCUCUGCCCGCCAAGUCCCCGAGCACCCCGGCCAGCCCCUGCGCCUCCUCGUCGGCCUCGUCGUUCGGCGAGGAGUCGGGCACCCCCCCGGCGGUCCAGCCUCCGUGGCUCUCGGACCUCGGGGGCAAAGUGGCUGUUUCCAGAAAACUCUCCCAUAACAAAAUGAGCUGUGACCUGUUCACCCUGCUGGAGCAGCGGCUGGAGGCCGAGGGAAUCGACCUGACGGAGGAACCCUACUCUGACAAGCAUGGCCGCUGUGGGAUCCCCCAGCCGCUGGUGCAGCGUUACUCUGAAGACCUGGAGCAGCCCGCGAAGGACGUGGCCUCCACCAUGGACCAGCUCCGAGUCAGAGAGCUGCGUAAACAACACCGCAUGGCUAUCCCGUCUGGAGGUCUGACCGAGAUGUGCCGAAAGCCCCUCCCCUCGGGUAACAUCAGCACGGUCCCCGAUUGGCUCGUCUCCAUCGGCCUGCCCAUGUACGCCGCCCCCCUGGCGGCGGCGGGCGUCGACUCGCUGGGUCGUGUGGCCUCGUUGACGGAGAGCAGCGUGUGGGCGGCUGGCGUCCGGGACCAGAGACACGUCCGCCGGCUGCUCAGCGAGGCAAGAUCAGUCGAGGCGCCCAGAGAGGUGAAGUCCUAACCACGUGGGCGGAGUCCUGGUUGGAUAACAGGUGUCGACUCACUGGUCAGUACCGCCUCGUUUAAAGAUGGCGGCUGAGGGCAAAGUGGCCACGGGACUGAACUAAACCCCCAGGCGACUGCGGGACUUCCUGCCUCGUGUCUGAAGACUCGAUGUGGGCCGGUCGUGCUCUCUGAUGAUUUUUGUCCCCAUCACUCUAACUUUUUAAAUGUUUACGCCCACUGAGGAGUUUUCCCUCAACAGCCACGACAAGCUAUCAGAGGCCUUUUUGAAGAUUAGACUGUAGACUGCGGGAUGGCUUCCAUUCUGCAGACGCCCUCAAAGUCUUAAAGUAAAGACUUGGUUCUGCCUUUAAGGAGGAGCACACUCUUUUGUAGGAUGGAUGAUCUCUUUCCCUUUUGCUAAAUUCAGAGAGACGGUUUAUCUCCUGCCUAUUUCAUAAGUGCUUCAUUCUCACCUCCUCUCGUGGCGAAGCAGCAUUAUCCGAGGGGGUUUUCCUAAAGACGACGCCAGAACUCACCCUGGACUUCUCAUCCACUGAAGACAAACAAAGGAGGAAGAGGUGGUUUGGAGAUGGCCUAUUUUGUAUUAUGUCUCUGUAUUAUAGCAUAAUGAGUAUCUUCAUUUAAAAAAAAAAAAACGAUUUCUAUGUUAAAAGAACAUUUGUGUUUUGCCUUUUGAAUGUUGCAGCUCACAGUCGUUUCUAAGCUGAAACAGCCGACAUCCCAUCGCACCCUUAUAUUUCACCUUAUAUCCAGUUUUCCUGCGUAACUCGAGUAUGAACACGAGCACAAACAGAAAGCUCUGUUUCCCGCUCCAGGUUUUUCCUCCACAAUCAGCAACAAAUACACCCCCCUAUGUAUACAUGGACGUUUUAUAAAUUGCCUUAGCAAUAUGAACGAAUGGCUGGAAGAGAUAGUACAUACAGAACAUUCGACGUUACUUUGACCGAGACUGAACUGUGCUGAAUGUGUCCGAGUCUGAGGAGUAAUCGAGGCGCGGAUUUUUGCAAACGCACGCCAGAUAAAUCGCGAAGCCCAGACGAUGAAUCACGAAUCUACGGGAAGGAGGCGACACAAGUCCUCACCGCUCGAGCACAAGUUCACCGGGAGGGAGGAGAGAGUGGGACUGUUCCAAAGACGCAGCUGAUAACUGGAUUUGGGGGAUUUUUACAGACUCUCUGCACAUGAAAAAUUAGCUUCACAGCUGGAUGAUACGCUGUUUUGGGACUUUUUUCUUUUUUUGAACACAUUAUACUGUAGCUGUAAAUGUUGCCAGUGGGAAAGUCUUCACUGGGCGCUGCGGGUGGAAGGUGGGAGCAGUCGUAUCAGGUGACCUCCGAGGUCGGCACACGGUUUCACACUCUAUGGUCUUGAGGAAUCAGGGAAACACAGACUGUACAGGGAAACACUGAGUCAGGUCGGUCUGUUGCAGAAACAACUGCUUUGGGCCAAAAAUCUAAAAAACUUAACACAACCAGAAUCUCUUUCAUUUGCACACAAUUGAUCUAACAAAUGAUCUUUCUUUGUGUAGUUUCCCUCCCCCUCCCAGUAAAGUUUGAUCUUUCACAACCAGAACUGAACUGGUUAUUCCACGGAUUUCAUAUUUUAAAAGAAAUUGACCAAGUGUUAUUGUUAAUGUUUUUUUUUGCAGUGGGCACUUGAUAGAUAGAUGUUUGAUGCCUUUUAAUUCUUCUUCAAUCAAAGUUGUGCUCUGGGAAAGUGAGGACGAGGGGGGGGGGGGGGGGGGGGUCACUAUUAAAAAAAACAAGUGUUUUUUUAAUGAAUGAAAAUACUGACACUGUAAAUGCACUUUAGAAGGUAAAUCUAGCUGUUUUUAUAGGUGAAAUUGGCUUCAUUUAAUGGAAAUCCGGUGUCAGGUAUUAUAAAAGGGUUUCAGUGGGUAACGCUGGUAUUUUUUAAUUUAGUGUUGAGUUCCCGAUGCCAAGUUUGAACAACCAUUCACGAGUUAACCAGUUCCAGUGACUUACUUCCAGUUUGUUUUUGCAGUCUUAUAAAAAAAAUAAAAAUUCUUGAUUACAUAUAUGAAAUGCUUAGUAGAAGUUGCACAUUCUGUAUAUGUAAUUGAUAUUUAAUUAAUAACUUAUUUUUUUGCUCUCUUUUUUUUGUUCCACUUCAACUGUAAUUAGCUGUACUAUAUGAAUAGCAAUACCUUCCUGCAUAAUGCAUAUUGCUUUAGCCAGUGAGGAGCUGCAGUAUGUAAUGUAAAAUACGUGUACAAAUUAUUUUAUUUGGUUUUCAUCUGCCUAAUGAUUGUCCAUACAGAUUUGCUUGUGUAUUGAAACAACAAAAGUAAUGUCCAUAACUAUUUGUCAUUCUUAAAUAUAAUAAAAAACUGUUUCUUGCCAUA